Messenger RNA from Eruca vesicaria subsp. sativa (arugula), 574 nucleotides. NCBI's taxonomy places the organism in Eukaryota, Viridiplantae, Streptophyta, Magnoliopsida, Brassicales, Brassicaceae. The record is from the annotation of a GenBank genome assembly.
CAAAAACAAAAGCGAAUCGAGAAACGCCAUUUUCACAUAAGUCUAGCUUGAUCUCCUCUCAUCGCCGGAACACACAUGGCUACUGGUGGCAAAGUAUCCUUCAAAGUCACUCUCACUUCGGACCCUAAGCUUCCGUUCAAAGUAUUCAGCGUACCAGAGGGAGCUCCGUUCACGGCGGUUCUGAAAUUCGCGGCAGAGGAGUUCAAGGUUCCUCCCCAAACCAGCGCCAUCAUCACCAAUGAUGGGAUCGGGAUCAAUCCCCAACAGAGCGCUGGAAACGUGUUUCUGAAGCAUGGAUCUGAACUUAGACUCAUCCCGCGUGAUAGAGUUGGAGCUGCGUUUUAGAUAUUGAUCUAUGAAUCUUGUAACCAAUGAGGCAAUGAGUCCAAAAACAUAUUAAAAACUUAAAACAUAUUAAAACGGUUAUUGUACAACUUCGAAUAAAUAUUGUGAUGUUCACAUCCUCUUAGACAAGCAAGUGAACUGGUUUUGGUUUAAUCCUAUAUCUUUCUGGUCUGAUUCAUGGUUAUGAAGUUACAUUUAUAUCGCCUAUGAAUGUAUAACUUCAAUCUGU